Molecule: messenger RNA, 5265 nt
Organism: Porites lobata
Lineage: Eukaryota; Metazoa; Cnidaria; Anthozoa; Scleractinia; Poritidae
Source: the annotation of a GenBank genome assembly
AUGUACCCACCCCCAAAGAAUGGUGCCCUGGUUUGCAAUCGUGUGGGAAGUGACAUAUCGUGUUCAGUUACAUGCAAAGAUGGAUAUGAAUUUGUGUUCCCUCCCUCGUUCGUUUACUAUUGCUUGGGUAAAGACUGGAGGUUUUUUAACAUCGUCCCGAGUAUUACGCCUCUGACCACCCAAAUGCCAUGGCCCGAUUGUGGAAGUAGGUAGUCAUAUUAUAAUUAUUGUUGUUGUUGUUAUUAUUGUUAUUGUUAUUGUUAUUGUUAUUGUUAUUGUUAUUAUUAUUAUUAUUAUUAUUAUUAUCAUUAUUAUUAUUAUUAUUAUUAUUAUCAUUAUUAUUAUUGUGAAAGGUUUGAACCCAGGAGUCAUUUCAAAAGGUUGAGUUUGAUCGUCCGGGUGAACGAAGUCCUGAAUAGGACUAUUGUUGUUGACAGUGACUGACGUUUCGACAGCAUGUGUGGUAGUCAUCUUCAGAGUCAAAGUGAGUUGUAUCACGUCAGUUGAUGGUAUUAUACUCUGGUUAUUGAUCUGAUUGGUCAAUUAUGUCGCGAUGUUAUUGGUCGUCUGUCAGUUAAGCCGUGAUGUUAUUGGCUAUGAAGACUCGUAAUCAGUGAUUGGUGCGUUUCGAUCCGUCCAUUGUCACAGUUAAACAGUCGUCUAUUGUUAGUCAAAUUGUCAGUUCUCAGUUGUUCUCUCGUAGUUAGUUUUGCUUGAUCUCGUCAAUAAGUCGUUUGUACGGCGCUGGUAACUGUUGGCUACGAUUCAGUGGCGUUUGUUCUAAGUUAGUAAACCAGCUUUAUAAAGUAAGACGUUGAUAGUAGUCUGUAGAAUACGUUAUACAUGUCGCAGAGUCCCAGUCAAUUUGAUGUUUCGUCUUUAAAUGGUGCUCAGCAAUGUGAUUGUUGACGUCACCAUUCCUCGUCGCGCGUUUGUGUUCGGUCAGUCGCGUGCUUAGUUUUCUGCCGGUUUCACCAAUGUAAGAAGCCUGGCAGUCGCAGCAUUUGAUCUUGUAUACUGCUCCCUGUCUGUCCUUCGGUUUGUCUUUGUCCUUGACAUUAGUAAGCAGUCGCCGUAAAGUGGUUAUCGGUUUGUGCGCAACACGUAUAUUGUAAGGUUGUAAUAUACGUGCAAUAGUUUCAGAGGUGCCUCUGAUGUACGGUAUAGUCGCUGUCGUAACAGAGCCAGAGUUGGUCUGAGAGUUGGAAUCAGUGUUACUGUGAGUGUUCCGUCUAACAAAGUCUGUGUUGUAAUUUUUCUUAGUAAAAACGUUGUUAAGAUAAUCAGUCUCGUUUUGUAGGCUGUCAGGUGAGUCGCAAACUAUCCUUACUCUGACGAGACGAGCGCAACUAGUUUGCGACUCACCUGACAGCCUACAAGACGAGACUGUUUAUCUUAACAACGUUUUUAGUAAGAACAAUUACAACACGGACUUUGUUAGAUCAAGCAAAACUAACUACGAGAGAACAACUAAGAACUGACAAUUUGACUAACAAUAGACGACUGUUUAACUGUGACCAUAGACGGAUCGAAACGCACCAAUCACUGAUUACGAGUCUUCAUAGCCAAUAACAUCACGGCUUAACUGACAGACGACCAAUAACAUCGCGACAUAAUUGACCAAUCAGAUCAAUAACCAGAGUAUAAUACCAUCAACUGACGUGAUACAACUCACUUUGACUCUGAAGAUGACUACCGCACAGGUUGUCGAAACGUCAGUCACUGUCAACAACAACAGUCCUAUUCAGGACUACGUUCACCCGGACGAUCAAACUCAACCUUUUUAUCAUUAUUAUUAUUACAGACUUUAAGCUUCACGUAUACGGCAAACGGAAACCAGCAAACGUCAUAUUCAAGUUGAGAUUUUCUCAAAAUAGAGAGUUAGCAGCUAAAAACAGCUCAAAACAAUUCUUUUGGAUAAAAACUUGCGUGAAACUACUAAUUUAUGAGUGGAGUUAAUGAACAGUAAACGACUAGUAAUUGGGAAACUUGGUCACGUGGUACACAUUCGCCUUUUCCGUUUGACGUAAACGUGACGCUAAACCUCUCUUUUAUUAUUAUUAUUGUUAUUAUUAUUAUUAUUAUUAUCAUUAUUAUUUAUUAAUUUAUUGAUUUUUAAAGUUUUUAACGAAUAGUUCACAAAACGCCUCAUCUUUCUUCAUUGCCUACACCUAGUUGCUCCGAAGAUCAGGAGUCUAUUAUGGGCUCCUUGUAAUCUAGCUAUUUAUAAUGCAUAGAGAUAAAGUCAAGCUUCAAACUAUUCGAGUUCUUGAAAAAUAACUCCAUAACAACAACUUACAGUUAAAAAUGAUUAACAAAUGUAAUUCAAAAAAGUGAGAUAUGUUAAUUAUACUUAAUUCUAUUCUUGGAAUUGAAUACCGAUAAAUGCUUCUCUGGUAAUGAAUCUAUUAAUGUGACGUUGCAGAUGUGCUAAAUUGUGAUGAAUUCAAAAGCCAGAUAAUAGAUGUUUCUUUUUCAUGAAAUGAACAGCAACCUCACAUAGUAAUCUUCUUUGCAGUCAUAGCCGACUUUCUGGUUGUGGAAUCUGAUCUUGUUGAAAAACGCUUUUAUAGGUCCAGGUCGAAUAUUUCAUGAAACGAAUCAAACUCUAAUUUGGGUCGACCUAAAUUAAGUUAAGAUCGUCUUGGGUCAGACGUCGAACUAAGGACGCGUCGAAGCAAUCAACUGAAUCAGACCCUGAGGCAAUUUUCACGGUUUUCUCCAGAACUAAGCUAAAUAUAUAUUAUCAUACGAUUUUUUAAUUUUUCAGUUUAUUCCUUCGCAUGUGAAGAUCGACGUUUGCCUCGGAGACGAUCUCCAGACGUUCCAAUAUCUGUCUGAGAACGUAUCAGGGGAGCAUCCAAACUCAUUCAGAUAAACUUUGAAUUACUAAGCCGGCAGACGUCGAACUUUUAAGGAACCCAACUCACCAAGUUUGAUUCGUCUCAUGAGAAAGGUCCACGUUCUGCUUCGGCCUUGGUCAGGUUAUAAGCCCUCCAAAAACCACUUUCUAAUAAGUUGUAUAAGCUCAGAGCUUCCUUAUAAGCAGAAAUUUACGGUAUAUCAAAUGUUAAUUUACUCUGGAAGAAAAUGUUGGUUUUGGGGACGUUAUCCUUUAUCCCUUUUAGAUUGCUUCCUUUUUAGUGAUACCGGCAAAGAUUUUGGGAACGAGUUUGUAAUUCUCCUCUUUCUACUUAACUGCAGAACGGCCUUCAAUCCAGUUAUCUGAAGACCUUUUACCUCUUUUCGCUGGUAAAAAGCAUAGUUACAGCUGCGCUGUCGAGGGAUGGCCUCUACCAGAAGUUAGGUGGCUUAAGAAUGGUCAAAAAUUGCACAAUGAUACGAUUAACCAUAAAAUCAUUGUAGAGAGAACGAUAGUAGGAGAGGAGCUUAUAGAUGUGACCUUACAUAUUCUUGAUGUGGACAUAGGGGAUUCUGGAAAUUACACCUGUGAAGCUAUGAACAACAUCACAACUGAGAACCGCAGCAUCAUCGUCUCUGUUAUCUGUAAGACGUUGUAGGUAGUUACAGUUGGUAGAGUAAGACAAACAUUUUUUUCGUUAAAUGACAGUAUUCACACGAUCCCUGCGAUCUUUGCACGCGCUUUAGGAUUGAUGGGAUAACUCAAGGCAAUUUCAUGUGUCACGUUGUAUUCCAAGGCGUAAACAAAAAAAAAAAAAACUUGCCAAUAUGAGUAAUCGCUGUCGAGUUUCUUUAUUUUCUCAAACGGAACGACGAUUUAAAGUGAUGCAAAAUGUACGGUUUGAGUUUCUACAAGUUUUACGCUCACAGCAACCAUGAAAAGUAAAAAUAAUCACUUCCAUCCAUACCACAGGCAGCCCAAACUCUGUGGGAGUUCGUUGGACUUUGAAUUUAUAAGGGAAUGUUUGAAAAUAAACAAAAUACGUCCUAAAUUCCAAUUUUGGACAAAAAUAGAAAUAAAAAUGACUUACCUUGUGUUUGUGUUUUACUGUCUCUUCGCCUCUAGAGCCAUUUGGAAGCCGUUUUAUCGACGUUUAAGAUUUUGAGUUGUACUAAUGGUAAAAAAACUGGAAAGGCUGGGGACUCUGAAGCCGACCGUUCCAGCUCGAAGCUCCAUAAAUCCCAUAAAAAUGGUCACCGUGCUACUCGCGAUGACACUCGCGAUGCACUGUGCCCGCCCCUGGACCGAGGCAAAUUAUGGCUGUGACGUAAGCUUUGAGCGAACGUUAAUUACGUCACGUCCAAGAGCCCGGUCAUACGCAUCCCGAGAAAGAAAACUCUGAUGGAAAAAGUUUAAAAUUAAGCGCUUCGUUAGCGGUUGUGAUGAAAUCUGAACUCCAGAAGCAUAGAAGGGAAAGACAAAUUAUCGACAGAUCCUUUGACGGCAAUUUUGGCGUAGUUUGGACCAUUUUUAUGGGAUUUAUGGAGCUUCGAGUUGGAACGGUCGGCUUCAGAGUCCCCAUGCAGCCUUCCCAUUUUUCUUGCUGUUAGUACAACUCAAAAUCUUCAACGUCGAUUAAACGGCUCUAGAGGCAAAGAGACGGUAAGUGACAAAACACAAACACAAGGUAAGUCAUUUUUAUUUCUAUUUUUGUCCAAAAUUGGAAAUUAGGACGUAUUUUGUUUAUUUUCAUACAUUUUUCUCUUAUAAAUUCAAAGUCCAACGAACUCCCACAGAGUUUGGGCUGCCCUGUCCAUUUUCCAUUUUUGUCUUUAACAUAAGAAGCCGUUCAUUUUCUGUUGUCUAGAAUAAACAUGACCGCGAAUUCUUGCAUUGGCAUUCAGAUUUUAUCACAUUGCUCUUUUUCCAUCAUUCCUGGGGAAAGAUGGCGGGUAUCGUAAAUAAUCAAUCAAUGGUUGAGAAAGCACCAAGCGAAGCUAGCCGGGCGAGAACAUGCAAUCGACCAGCGACGCGAAGAGAAGCCCAUGUCACUUAGAAUCAAGUCGCUGAUUUAUAGAAAAAAAGGAUAUUAGAUACAAGCCUAUUCAGAUAACAUUUAAAUUCAAAGCAGCUAACUAGAGAAAGAAAACUGUCAUUCUCAUUAUCAGAUCCGCAAUCCUUUGACGACGCUAUGGUCAGGAUCAAUCCGGGGCGCCGCCAAAAGGAUUGCGUAUCAGCGAAAGUGAAUCACGGUAAUAUUAUUAGAGAAGCCGAUAAGGGAACGGCUUGUGUCGCUGACAGUCAGGUCUUUUGAUGUUAAACCGUUGGUACUUAUUUCUUACUUCUUCACAACAGGCCCACCAGCACUACCUGAACUAAAGGAAUCUCCUCCUGAUAUGGGA